UUUUCCCAGUUGUCCAGCAUGCUCUGCCCACCCCACGCAGAGGCGCACUGACCAUGAGCCUCAACUCCUCCCUCGGCCACAGGAAGGAGCUGAGCAACCUCACUGUGGUGGAGGGCAGUGGAGGGGACGGCCUUGUCACUGAGUUCAUCGCCAUCAUUGUCAUCACCAUUUUUGUCUGCCUGGGCAACCUAGUUAUCGUGGUCACCUUGUACAAGAAGUCCUACCUCCUCACCCUCAGCAACAAGUUCGUCUUCAGCCUGACCCUGUCUAACUUCCUGCUGUCUGUGUUGGUGCUGCCUUUCGUGGUGACAAGCUCCAUUCGGAGGGAAUGGAUCUUUGGUGUGGUCUGGUGCAACUUCUCCGCCCUACUCUACCUGCUGAUCAGCUCGGCCAGCAUGCUCACCCUCGGGGUCAUUGCUAUCGACCGCUACUAUGCUGUCCUCUACCCCAUGGUGUAUCCCAUGAAGAUCACGGGGAACCGAGCUGUGAUGGCCCUUGUCUACAUCUGGCUUCACUCCCUCGUCGGCUGCUUGCCCCCCUUAUUUGGUUGGUCAUCAGUGGAGUUUGACGAGUUCAAGUGGAUGUGUGUAGCUGCAUGGCACCGGGAGCCUGGCUACACUGCCUUCUGGCAGAUCUGGUGUGCUCUCUUCCCCUUCCUGGUUAUGCUGGUGUGCUAUGGCUUCAUCUUCCGCGUGGCCAGGGUCAAGGCACGCAAGGUGCACUGUGGCACUGUGGUCAUCGUGGAGGAGGAUGCCCAGAGGAAUGGGAGAAAAAACUCUAGCACCUCCACCUCCUCCUCAGGCAGCAGGAGGAAUGCCUUUCAGGGCGUGGUCUACUCGGCCAACCAGUGCAAAGCCCUCAUCACCAUCCUGGUGGUCAUUGGAGCCUUCAUGGUCACUUGGGGUCCCUACAUGGUUGUCAUCACCUCUGAGGCCCUCUGUGGGAAGAACUAUGUCUCCCCGACCCUGGAGACCUGGGCCACAUGGCUGUCCUUCACUAGCGCCAUCUGCCACCCUCUGAUCUAUGGACUCUGGAACAAGACAGUUCGCAAGGAACUACUGGGCAUGUGCUUUGGGGACCGAUAUUAUCGGGAACCAUUUGUGCAGCGACAGAGGACGUCCAGGCUCUUCAGCAUUUCCAACAGGAUCACAGACCUGGGCCUGUCUCCACACCUCACGGUGCUCGUGGCAGGUGGACACCCCCUGGGCCACAGCAGCAGCACUGGGGAUACCGGCUUCAGCUGCUCUCAGGACUCAGGAACAGAUUUGAUGCUGCUUGAAGACUACACGUCUGAUGACAACCCGCCCUCCCACUGCACUUGCCCGCCCAAGAGGAGGAGCUCAGUGACAUUUGAGGAUGAAGUGGAACACAUCAAAGAAGCUGCCAAGAACUCUAUUCUUCAUGUGAAAGCCGAAGUGCACAAGUCUUUGGACAGUUACGCAGCCAGCUUGGCCAAAGCCAUUGAAGCUGAAGCCAAAAUCAACUUGUUUGGGGAGGAGGCUUUGCCAGGGGUCUUGCUGGCAGCACGUACUCUCCUGGGUGCUGGCUUCGGGGGCCGCCGAGGCAGCAGAACUCACGUAAGCCAGCGGCUCCAGCUGCAGAGCAUUGAAGAAGGGAACGUUUUAGCUGCGGAACGGAGAUGAAGGCCUCCAGGGGGACUGCAGCCAGAGCUGGAGGUGGUGGUCUGUGGUGGGAUUCCCAUUAUCAUCUGUGCUGGAGCCUGCAAGAGCACAUCAGCAUGUACCGGGGGCCAUACACUGUUGUGGGGAAGGAACAGCAUCUGGUGUGCAGUCACCAGCAAAAGGAUUGGAAACUGUCUGGAGUUGGUGACCUCAGUGGCUGCUGCCAGACCACACAUAGGUUUGUCUUAGGCCCAGUGCUGGGACCAGAGGCGUCCAAAGCACAGAGGAAAGCAGACGGAGGUGUGGUCUUGACUUUUUGGGAGGUGAGCCAUAGAUGGGGGGCUAGAGACCAUGGGCUUGGAAGGAAACCACCGUGUCGAUCAUUUCAUCUUCUUCACAACUUGCAACCUGGGGUUCCAGGCAUGUCCUGAGGCUCUCAGGAGUGAAUCCUUCCCAGUGCACUGUGGGAACCACACGUCUUCCCGACAAAGCAAGAGCAUCCCCGGGGCUUCUGUGUGGUUGAUGCGGGCAGUGUGGGGUCUUCACUUCUAGACUAAGUGGUCCCCAGAGAGAAAACGCAGGAGCAGAGCAACCCAGACGGAGUUCCCAAACCUCGUCUCCUGGUUCCAGCCUUGCCUUCAGUGGAGUCCCCUGCUGGUGCUAGUCAGGGCAGCUCACAGGCCA
Messenger RNA from Trichechus manatus latirostris (Florida manatee), 2306 nucleotides. It is a transcript of the gene GPR161, whose product is annotated as G protein-coupled receptor 161. Gene Ontology annotation, cellular component: recycling endosome; plasma membrane. The record is from RefSeq and is a predicted model, not a curated record. Gene Ontology annotation, molecular function: G protein-coupled receptor activity. The coding region runs from base 54 to 1643 and encodes 529 amino acids. NCBI's taxonomy places the organism in Eukaryota, Metazoa, Chordata, Mammalia, Sirenia, Trichechidae. Gene Ontology annotation, biological process: G protein-coupled receptor signaling pathway. The transcript is spliced from 5 exons.